AUGACUUCAACGCCCAAUGAUUCGUUCAAUACCAGCGACCACUUAAUGGACUUGUCCGUUAAAACCUUCUGGGUGAUUGUCCAUUAUCCCUACAGCGAUCCCGAAUGUGAGUACGAAAUAGUUAGCAAAAAGGAUGUGGUUUUCGAUUCAUGGGAGGUUCUGGAGAGAGGCGCCGAGGUUACGGUCAAAUAUGGAAACGCUAAAGUGCAGGGCAACGUGGUCGCGGUUUCAGACGACUACAGUGGGCUUUCUGCCAAUUUCGACGAUUACGUUCAAGAGUACAAAGAAAUAAAGUUCGAGAAGAGUAGAAAUUCGUUCUGUGAAAAGCGCGGAAAUAGGAACAGCUUUCGACAUGUAAUUAAAAUAGCAGACAAGGAAACUCAGACCGACGAGGACACGGAAACUGGAAAUAUUGAAUACGAGGCAUUAAAGCGACAAUACGAAGAACUACAGAAUAAAUAUAACGACCUGAAGGCGGCAGUCACAGAGGUUAGAACUGAAUUGCAAGGCACCGUUUUAAAACUCGGCGUAUUAAAAAGCGAAGAAAAGGAAACGUUCAUCCACAAGACGACCCUUCAGCCCGUAAAUGAUAACGCUUCAGGUUACAAUAAAGAAAACAGCAAGCAAAUGUUUCAGGUGCAAAUCGGUUCAGGUGGUACUAAAAUACCCCGCCAGGUAUACAAUUCUAUUACAUGGACGAGUUACUCUUCGGCUACGAGAAAAUUACUGAUUACCCUUUUUCCUCGUAGUGUUCUUGCUACCCACUCUCUGACCGGGAAACCCAGCCCUGCGUUUAUUUCGAGCAAUAAACAAACCAAAAUGAGGUUGAACCCCACAAUUAUUUCUGACAUUAUAGAAGUUAUCACGAAAAAGUGUCUCGUUUCGGAGUCGUUAGUCAGGAAUGCAAUUACCACCAAAUGUGCAGACGAAAAUAAAAUGUACAAGAAGAGACUGGAAAAAAGGAAGGACGAUAAGGCGGCGAAUGACGAAAACGACGCAAAGAAAAUUCGGUUAGCGGAAUGA
Messenger RNA from Zophobas morio, 1023 nucleotides. RefSeq lists its product as uncharacterized. The record is from RefSeq and is a predicted model, not a curated record. Gene Ontology annotation, molecular function: transcription corepressor activity; DNA binding. Gene Ontology annotation, cellular component: nucleus. NCBI's taxonomy places the organism in Eukaryota, Metazoa, Arthropoda, Insecta, Coleoptera, Tenebrionidae. Gene Ontology annotation, biological process: negative regulation of Notch signaling pathway; positive regulation of neuron differentiation. The coding region runs from base 1 to 1023 and encodes 340 amino acids. The transcript is spliced from 6 exons.